UCACAAGGGAGGAGUUAGCAAAACAGUGAAGUUUAGCCUAGCAGGAAACACCGAGGUUACCACCGCGGCAGUGGAAAAAGAAGGAGCUCCAGUCCCAGCUCCAGUCCCCGUCUGAGUUUCGAACCGGAGCUCAGUUGUGAUAUCCUUCAGCGAAAUACACUGUCGCUUGGAUUCUGGGAGUCACGUUGCUCGCUUACAGUCGGGUCACAUUUUUUCCUCCCCACCGACUUUUUGAGGGAUAGAGCUUUAGCCAACUAAAUCACCCGACACUGGCCGGGGUGGACUCUUAUCCAGUGGCUGAGAACCGUACACACCAUCUGAGCAACGGCUGUUUGGAACCAGCGUGUCCCAGUGGGCCCCUCAGGCUCCCCGCUGGUGCUGAGUCAGCAUGAAGAGGUUCAGGCGUCACGGCCAGGAGUCCCAGAGGGAUCGACUCAAACAGGAGCUCUUCCAGUUCAACAAGACAGUGGAGCAUGGAUUCCCCCACCAGCCCAGCGCUCUGGGUUACAGUCCCUCCCUGCAGCUGCUGGCCAUCGGCACCCGCUCCGGGGCCAUCAAACUAUACGGAGCUCCUGGUGUCGAGUUCAUGGGCCUCCAUGAUGAGAAUGCUGCCGUGACACAAGUGCACUUCCUCCCCCACCAGGUUGAACUGGUGACCCUGCUGGAUGACAACAGUCUCCACAUGUGGACUUUAAAAGCUCACAAGGGACUCUCUGAACUUCUGGAGAUAGGACGCUUCACUCUCACUGGACCACCUGGUGCCCCUCCAAGUGUGACCAGAGUGACCGCAGUGCUGGCUCACUCCUCGGGGGAGCUGCUGCUGCUGGGGACCGAAGGAGGACACGUCUUCAUCGUGGAAGUCCCGGGGUUCAGAGAGCUGGAAGAGAGGAACAUUAGCCUCGACCAAGUGGCCAGCAGUGUGCCGGACGACUACAUCGGCCGCCGGAAUCUGGAACACGUAGAAACCUUGCAGGAGAACCCGGUGGACCCGAACCAGGUCGUGAUUGGCUACGGACGAGGCCUCAUGGUCAUAUGGAAUCUGGAGAAACAACAGGCCAUCCAGCACAUCCCCGCCACACAGCAACUGGAGAGCAUGUGGUGGACAGAAGACGGAGGCCACCUUCUCAGUUCGCACAGCGAUGGGAGUUACUGUCGAUGGAUGGCGGGCGGCGAGGAUAUGAACGAGGAGGAGGAGGAGAAAUCCGACAUUCCUUAUGGACAUUUCCCCUGCAAGGCCAUUUCUAAAAUAAUUCAGCUACCUACAGAAAAAGGGCCUCCGUUCCUGCUGUUCAGCGGCGGUAUGCCCAGGGCCAGCUACGGGGACAGACACUGCAUCACAGUGAUCCACAGUAAAACACAUGUGGCUCUGGACUUCACCUCCCGGAUCAUCGACUUCUUCGCCAUCAGAGGUGGACCACAGCACACAGGAGACCCCAGUGCGCUGGUGGUGCUGGUAGAGGAGGAGCUGGUGGUGAUUGACCUGCAGACGGAGGGCUGGCCGGUCAUUCAGACGCCGUACCUGGUUCCCCUCCACAGCUCCGCCAUCACCUGCUCCCACCACGUCUCCGCCAUCCCCCUCAAACUGUGGGAGCGGGUCCUCGCCGCCGGAGACCUGCAGAGCAAGCACUACUCCAAAGAGGCACGUCCUGGGCAGAAGUUACCCCUUCAACCUUGGCCAAUAACGGGAGGCCAGAACCUGGCCCCCGACCCUCCACAGAGAGACCUGCUGCUCACCGGGCACGAGGAUGGGACGGUGCGGUUCUGGGACGCAUCCGGAGUCUGUCUGUGUCCCAUGUACAAGUUAAGCACAUCUGGAGUGUUCCACACAGACGCCGACCCCAAUGACAACAUGAACCAAGGCACCGAAGGAGAGUGGCCGCCAUUCAGAAAGGUCGGCUGUUUUGACCCCUACAGCGAUGACCCCCGGCUCGGCGUGCAGAAGAUCCACCUCUGCAAAUACAGCGGUUAUCUAGCGGUGGCUGGCACGGCUGGACAGAUCCUGAUGCUGGAGCUGAACGACGAGGCGGCAGAGCAUACGGUGGAGGCUAAAGUUGUGGAUCUGCUGCAGGGCCAAGAGGGCUUCCGCUGGAAGGGCCACACUCAGCUGGACGUGCGAGAGGAGCCGGUGCUGUUCCCUCCGGGCUUCCAGCCUUUCACUCUGGUCCAGUGCCAGCCUCCCGCCGUGGUCACCGCCCUCACGCUGCACUCGGAGUGGAAGCUGGUGGCCUUUGGCACCAGCCACGGCUUCGGCCUCUACGACUACCAACAGUGGAACAACGUCCUCGUCAAGUGCACCUUAAACCCCAGUGACCAGCUGGCCAUGGAGGGUCCUCUGUCCCGGGUGAAGAGCAUCAAGAAAUCCCUCCGACAAUCCUUCAGGAGAAUCCGGCGCAGCAGGGUCUCGCUAAGGAAACAUCACGUCAACAACGCCGCCAAGCUCCAGGACGCCAACGCUCGUCUGGAGGCUGAGCUGGCGGAGAUGGAGCUGGCUCCGGUCCAGAGGAAGAUCGAGGCGCGCUCUUCAGACGACUCGUUCACCGGCCUCGUGAGGACCAUCUACUUCGCCGACACCUUCCUCUCAGACAGUUCACACAACACGCCCUCCCUCUGGGCAGGGACCAAUGGCGGCUGCGUGUUUGCAUACAUGCUCCGCCUUCCUGCUGCGGAGCGCAGAACGGACGAACUAGUCACCGCGCAGCCGGCGAAGGAGAUCCAACUCAUGCACCGGGCCCCUGUUGUUGGCAUAGUGGUGCUGGACGGGCACGGGGCUCCUCUCCCCGAGCCGCUCGAGGUGGCCCACGACCUGGCUCGCUCACCCGACAUGCAGGGCUCGCACCACCUCGUGGUCAUAUCAGAGGAGCAGUUUAAGGUUUUCACCCUGCCGAAGGUGAGCGCCAAGAUGAAGCUGAAGCUGACGGCCGUGGACGGCUCCAGGGUACGGCGGGUGGGCGUGGCCUGGUUCGGCAGCAGCCGGUCGGAGGACUACGGCGAGAGCGGCCUCGUGGUGCUCACCAACCAGGGCGACGUCCACGUGGUGUCGCUGCCGACGGUCAAGAUGCAGGUGCACUACCCCUGUGUGCGGCGAGAGGACGUCAGCGGCAUCGCCUCCUGUGUCUUCACCAAGCAUGGCCAGGGCUUCUACCUGAUCUCUCCAUCGGAGUUUGAGCGGUUCUCCCUGUCCGCCCGGUACCUGGUGGAGCCUCGCUGUCUGGUGGAGGUUCCCUUUCGUACCGGCUCCGCCACCCAACGUAGGCCGCAGCCCGAUGGAGUCUCAUCUGCUCAUAGAAUUACCACACAAGACGGCGAGGCUGCAGAAAGUGCCGCUAGACGUGUUAUGGAGCAUGCGUUGCUGAAUGACGAGAAAGUGCUUCAGGAGAUCCAGAAGUCGCUAGAAGGAGAGCAGACGUCGCUCCUGGAGAAUAAUGUGAAGAACGCUGUUGCUUAAGAGUCUCUGGACGGUUGAGAGUGAACUGACACGUAUGAAGCGCACCGCAGUCCUGGAGCAGCACUCGCCUCCUGCUCUGCCGACGCAACCACUACUGACCCCACCCCCUCGCCUCAGUGACUGACCUCCCCACUCUCAGCUCCCACGCGGCCCCCCACCCCCUCGUGGAGAGACGGUGAAAGGCUCACUUACAGUGCAGACAUCGGGGAGGGGGCGGGACAGUCACCACCUGUGCCUAAAGACUGUACGCAAGCGAUCACAGCGCGGUCACCGCCAUUCUAACCCCUCCAGCCACAUGAAGCGCACUCCUGACAAGUGCCAUAAUUCAUCACACGGAGACCAACGCCAGGAUCGAACCAGCGUCUCUGAUCUGCCGUAGGAGCCACGCCCCUCUAAAAGAAGCCUUUAUCACCAGCAGCCUUUUCCUGUGGCAGCGGCUCUUCCAAUCACCUCGCGCUCUGCUGUGCAAGCUCACUGGCCUUCAUCUCCCCACAUGGACAUAGAGCUGGAAGGAGUGUGUGUGUGAAUGGGGGGGGAGGGAUUUUAAUAAUGUUGAUGAAAAUAUUUCAUAGCUUGAAUUUUACGUGAUUUGUGCCUAAUUUUUUUUUAUUUUAAAAAAGCUCCGAUUUUAAUACUGUGGAAGCCCAUUUCUGCUGGGAAGAGAAAAGAAAAAAUAACUAAUGAGAUAUUUAGAAUUAUGAUUUAUGGAUGACUUUUUAAAAUCAAAAUAUUUAGAUGGUAAAUCAAGUCUGGAGACUCAAAAGUAAAAAAUAUAAUACAACCUAAAAAAUAAGAUAUUACAAAUCUCAUACUUAUACAAACUAAAUUUGACUUAGGAUCAUAAUUCAUAAUUUUCCACUCAAAGUGUUAUUUCAUCAUUUUAACUUUGCAUGAAUGGUUUUAUUUUGUGAAUCCUUAAAAUCCUUGUUUUUUAUUUAAUUUUUUGGUGUAAAUGAGCUUCCAUAGUAUUCAGAUUAACUAUCAAGGGGAACGCUGUCGACAAUGCCCCAGAAGUGGAAGAGAAAAAAAAGAUUGUUUAACGCAUGUCAACUGGUGUGAACGCGUUUUUAUGACUUUUCAGUCAUAAAUGGGUAAUAGCAUUACAAACUAUGGUGUACGUCUGUACACUGCUGACGCAGCCCUCUCCCCUCCCGUCCACUCUCCGUAGUAACCUGCCAUAGGUACUUCUCCACUACUGCAGAGCUCACAGUGCUGUACUAUUAGUUUUUUGGGGGGGAGGGGGGGGACAGCUUUCUAUGGGGUUUGGUUUUAAUUGUUUUUUUUAUGUAAACCAUUUUUAUAUGCCAGCAAUGAAUAAUGUAAUUUAGGAAUGUAAUUGUAAGCUAUUGUAGUGAAAUGUUUUUAAUAUAUACAGUAUGUAUGUGACUCAGUCUGUACCUGUGGGCCUGUUGUAACUGGGGUUGGCUGCUAUUUAGAUCGUACAAGGAAAUAUUUUGGUACUGUGUCUCAGAAUGCUGGGUGUUUAGCAUCAGCCUAGAAUAUAUUUUUGUAGUGAACUGAUUAAGAACCCUCUUCUUUUUUUUUUUUUUUUUACACUUCACACUACAGAUUUCUUGUGGAUAAUUAUUACAUGUUUUGUUUCCC
Molecule: messenger RNA, 5050 nt
Organism: Cyclopterus lumpus (lumpfish)
Lineage: Eukaryota; Metazoa; Chordata; Actinopteri; Perciformes; Cyclopteridae
Gene: llgl2
Product: LLGL scribble cell polarity complex component 2
Exons: 27
Coding region: 389-3445 (1018 amino acids)
Biological process (GO): regulation of protein secretion; regulation of establishment or maintenance of cell polarity; establishment of spindle orientation
Cellular component (GO): cortical actin cytoskeleton; plasma membrane; cytoplasm
Molecular function (GO): GTPase activator activity; myosin II binding
Source: RefSeq, a predicted model, not a curated record